AUGAAUUCUGCUUUUUUGAAAUAGAUAGAAGAAGAGAAUAAGAUUCUGGAACAAGAAUUAUAAUAAUUGUUAAGGCAGGAGGCAGUAAGAUUUUCAUUUAGUUAAAAACGAUCAAAAGAGGAUAAUGAGAAUGAUAAUGAAAAUGUAAAUCCAAAUUUUAGAAAUGAAAAAGGAAUACUGAGUAAAAUUGAUGAGGAAACAGAGGAGGAAUAACCAAAUCGAAUUGAACCUCGUCGAUUGUUGGAAUCUCCAUACAAACCAGGUCCUUAUAAAUUUGAAAAUCAUUAGGAAUCAAUAAUUGAUAAUUUAUAGGACUCCAUUAAUAAUUACAUGGAGAAACGAAGUAGCAGUAUAGCUGACAUUUAGAGUCAUAGGAAUUCACAAAAAAAUAUUGAAAAUACAACAAAAUAAAUAAAAUCAUUGGAAAUGCGAUUGUCAGGUACUAGAGAAGCCUUAAAGUCUAUGGAAAAGGAAAUCAAAGAAAAAAACAUAAUAAUUUAGACUCUUUAAAUUGAUUUGGCAAAGAAGUAAAAGCAAAUUGAAUUAUUAUCAAAACAAUAGAAUUGUACAUCUACCCCAGUAAAAAGUGAGUUUAACAAUGAAAGCUUUUAAGAAAUAAAGAAAUAAUGUAAAGAAUGGGAGAAGAAAUACCAAGAAUGUGAAGCUUGUUUAAAAGAAAAUAAAAAAUACACUCAAAGACUUUAAGAAUUAAAUUAACAACUAUUAUAUAAAUUAAAAUAAUAUGAGCAAGAGAAGGAAUUGCAAACAUCUGAAUUAGAUUAACAAAAGAAUAUUAAUAGUUAAAUUUACUCGACAAACACAAGUAUACUGAACAAAUACGAACAAAUAAUCAAAUCUUAAUAAGAAUAAUUAUAAUCAGAGGAUGAUAAAUAUAGACAAUUAGAAAGAAAAUAUGAAGAGCUGAAACUCAAUAGUGAAUAAUUUUUAUUAAAUUCUCGAGAUCUUAAAUCUUAAUAUGAACAUAUGCUAAACACUUUAUAGUCAAUUGCAAAUAGUUAUUGA
Messenger RNA from Paramecium tetraurelia, 1023 nucleotides. RefSeq lists its product as uncharacterized. The transcript has 2 exons. The record is from RefSeq and is a predicted model, not a curated record. Lineage: Eukaryota; Ciliophora; Oligohymenophorea; Peniculida; Parameciidae.